Molecule: messenger RNA, 219 nt
Organism: Schizophyllum commune H4-8
Lineage: Eukaryota; Fungi; Basidiomycota; Agaricomycetes; Agaricales; Schizophyllaceae
Product: DUF1748-domain-containing protein
Exons: 6
Coding region: 1-219 (72 amino acids)
Cellular component (GO): cytoplasm
Source: RefSeq, a predicted model, not a curated record
AUGUUUGGUAAACUCACACAUCUGGCAUUCGACGCAAUUCUCAUCAGCGCUUUCCUCGCGGGCAUCAAGCGCACAACUGGUUUAACACCAGCACUAUCACAAGUACCGAACAAAGACGUUCGUCAGAUAUUGGCCUCUUUCCUGGAGACAGGGGAAUAUGUCUUUGACUUCGCUGUAGUGGUCCUUGGGAGGUCCAAGUCUUUCGAGCGAAAGCGAUGA